AGCCUGACUGAAGUCUGGGAGCCCGCGAUCGCACCAGCUUCUUGGUCUUAGAGAUCCUGAGCUCUCGGCUGACGCGGAAGCGCAGCCAUCCCCACCACCGCCGCCACGGCCAACACUGGGUGCCACGGCCGCCGCCAGGCCGCCGGCCGCCGCCUGCAGCGGCUGCCCGCUGCCCGCGCCGCCGCCGCGGAUCGCCCGCCGCCCACCAUGGCCCAGCAGCAAACAGGUAGCAGGAAACGGAAAGCGCCCGCGGUCGAGGCGGGCGCCGGGAGCUCGUCCUCGCAGGGCUUAGCGGCGGCGGACGGAGACGGGCCUCUGCUACCCAAGAAGCAGAAGCGGCCGGCGACGCGUCGCAGGCUGGUGCACUAUCUGAAGGGCCGGGAGGUAGGAGCGAGGGGCCCCGCCGGGCUCCAGGGCUUCGAGGGCGAGCUUCGGGGCUACGCCGUCCAGAGGCUGCCCGAGCUGCUGACGGAGCGCCAGCUGGACCUGGGCACCCUCAACAAGGUGUUCGCGUCACAGUGGCUGAACGCCAGGCAGGUGGUGUGCGGCACCAAGUGUAACACGCUCUUCGUGGUGGACGUGCAGUCAGGCCACAUCACGCGCAUCCCCCUCAUGCGGGACAAGGAGGCCGGGCUGGCCCAGGCCCAACAGGGCUGCGGCAUCCAUGCCAUCGAGCUGAAUCCCUCCAAGACGCUUCUGGCCACCGGCGGCGAAAACCCCAACAGCCUGGCCAUCUACCAGCUGCCCACCCUGGACCCCCUGUGCCUGGGCGACCGCCAUGGCCACAAGGACUGGAUCUUCGCCGUCGCCUGGCUGAGUGACACCGUAGCCGUGAGCGGCUCCCGCGACGGCACUGUGGCGCUGUGGCGGAUGGACCCGGACAUGUUCAAUGGCAGCAUUGCCUGGCACAGCGAGGUGGGUCUCCCUGUAUAUGCCCACAUCCGUCCGAAGGAUGUGGAGGCCAUACCCAGGGCCAGCACCAACCCCAGUAACCGCAAGGUGCGGGCCCUGGCCUUCAGCGGCAAGAACCAGGAGCUGGGAGCGGUGUCCUUAGACGGCUACUUCCACCUGUGGAAAGCCCGGAGCACACUAUCCAGGCUGCUGUCCAUCAGGCUGCCCUACUGCCGAGAGAAUGUGUGCCUGACCUACUGCGAUGAGUUGUCCCUCUACGCUGUGGGCUCCCAGUCCCACGUCUCCUUCCUGGAUCCGCGCCAGCGCCAGCAGAACAUCCGGCCCCUGUGCUCUCGAGAAGGUGGCACAGGCGUGCGGUCUCUGAGCUUCUACCAGCACAUCAUCACGGUGGGCACCGGCCAUGGCUCCCUGCUCUUCUAUGACAUCCGGGCCCAGAAGUUCCUGGAGGAGAGGGCCUCUGCCAGUCUGGACUCUACGCCGGGGCCCGCAGGGAGGAAGCUCAAGCUUGCCUGUGGCAGAGGCUGGCUCAACCAGGAUGACGUCUGGGUGAACUACUUUGGUGGCAUGGAAGAGUUCCCCAAUGCGCUCUACACCCACUGCUACAACUGGCCCGAGAUGAAGCUCUUUGUGGCUGGGGGGCCUCUCCCUUCAGGCCUCCAUGGGAACUACGCAGGCCUCUGGAGUUAAGGAUGAACGCCUUGUUCUCAAAGUGCACAGGUUUACCUUUCAGUUCCGCCUAACUUUCCUUCUUCAGGCUGCAUUUGUGCUUUUAACUUUGUGUGGCUUUUGUCUUCCAGGUGGAACCAGUCCAACUUACGUGUGCUUCGUGUAUUAGGCAGAUAAAGAGAGAGCGGGAGCAAGCCAGUGGGAGUGAGAGAGCACAAGUGGUCUUUUCGACAGUCAAAACUUUGGCUUUAAAUCUCUCAUUCACGUUUCCCAACAGCAGUAUAUUUUUGCCUUCUCAUUCAAAGAGUUUUGGCUAAAUCUUAAUUGUAUUCUGUCUUUCAGUGAUUCACAUACCCUCCUUCUUUAGGUUGAUGCAGUCUUCACUACUAUUCAGUACAUUAGUUUUAUCAAUAUUGCAAUAGUGUUCAGAUCUUUUGCACAUGUUAGAUGUGUGGUGUUUUGGGGAAAUGUGUGCUACAAAGCAUCUUUGGGGUUGUUUUGAGGAACUACCCAUCAUUUAUAGCCUUACUCUAAUUAGAAAAUGCAGUUCAGGUUCUAGAUUGCCACCAUUCUAGUGUCGUACACACCAUUCUGCAGUGUGAUUCAUUUGGAUAUUGGAAACUGAAUGUCUAUUGUUUGUAUAUUGUUGAUGUGUAAAAUGCUUUAAAAAUAUGUUCUCUUAGUUAGAAAUCUUACAAUGUUGUUCAUACUAUUAAUCAACAAUUUUGGUUAUUCAGUACAACUUUACUAUCCUCAGGCCUUCCGUGUUCUUAUUUAAAGCCGCUAUAUUAUGGCCUGCUUUUCUAUGCUACAGAUUUUCAGAACUAAUCAAUUCUGGUCUAUGUAUGUGGUAGGGCAAUCAAGGAGGUAUUUUUUGGGGUAUAUGGGGUAAACAUCUCUUUAAAUUCAGGUAGUUAUUUACAGUGAAAAGCCAGUUGUGGCAGUUGUGCUCAGAGUAGGUGUUGCUGAUUUUUUAUUACUGUAUACAUGGAUAAUUCUGUAUCCAGUAUGUGAUGUGUUGCAGAAAAAUAAAUAAAAUGUGUUCAUCAUCUUAGCAA
This is a messenger RNA of Cercocebus atys (sooty mangabey), 2636 nucleotides long. It is a transcript of the gene DCAF12L2, whose product is annotated as DDB1 and CUL4 associated factor 12-like 2. The record is from RefSeq and is a predicted model, not a curated record. Gene Ontology annotation, molecular function: protein binding. Bases 208 to 1599 code for a protein of 463 amino acids. The transcript has a single exon. Gene Ontology annotation, cellular component: Cul4-RING E3 ubiquitin ligase complex. Lineage: Eukaryota; Metazoa; Chordata; Mammalia; Primates; Cercopithecidae.